UUUGGCUUGUAGGUAUGUUUUGUGAAGUUUUUUAUAUAGAAUAACUGGAAGAUGACUCUAAUAAAAAAUUUGGCCUAUACACUUUUUAAAAAAAAAUUCUUUUGAUAUAGAGUAACUGAAAGAUGAUUGAGGGCACAUCACAAACGGAGCCACUAGGUACUGACCAGGCCCUGAUUUCCCCGUGGGGUCUGUGUAGGCCGAACUCCAGAGUGGCCUCUGGGCAGGCCCAAGAGUCUUACAUAAGUGACUGCAGCCAUCAUGACGGCUGAAGAAACAGUGAAUGUUAAAGAAGCUGAAAUAAUUAAACUAAUACUAGAUUUUCUGAACUCAAGGAAACUUCAUAUCAGUAUGCUGGCCCUUGAGAAAGAAAGUGGGGUCAUUAAUGGCUUGUUUUCAGAUGACAUGCUUUUUCUAAGGCAAUUGAUUCUUGAUGGUCAGUGGGAUGAGGUUCUUCAAUUUAUUCAGCCUCUGGAAUGCAUGGAAAAAUUCGACAAGAAAAGAUUUCGUUACAUUAUAAUGAAGCAGAAGUUCUUGGAAGCCUUAUGUGUAAACAAUGCGAUGUCGGCAGAAGAUGAGCCUCAGCAUCUGGAGUUUACAAUGCGAGAGGCUGUACAGUGCCUACAUGCGUUGGAAGAAUAUUGUCCCUCUAAGGAAGACUAUAGUAAGCUCUGCUUACUACUGACACUGCCUCGCUUGACCAACCACGCGGAAUUCAAGGACUGGAAUCCCAGCACUGCACGGGUUCACUGCUUUGAAGAAGCCUGCGUCAUGGUGGCAGAGUUUAUUCCUGCCGAUAGGAAACUGAGUGAGGCUGGCUUCAAAGCAAGUAACAAUCGUUUAUUUCAGCUUGUAAUGAAGGGAUUGCUUUAUGAAUGUUGUGUGGAAUUCUGUCAGAGUAAAGCAACAGGAGAAGAAAUCACAGAAAGUGAAGUAUUGCUGGGCAUCGAUCUCUUGUGUGGUAAUGGGUGUGAUGAUUUGGACCUUAGUUUAUUGUCAUGGCUGCAGAAUCUACCAGCAACUGUUUUUUCUUGUGCUUUUGAACAAAAGAUGCUUAAUAUUCAUGUUGAUAAACUCCUCAAGCCUACAAAAGCUGCGUAUGCUGAUCUUUUGACACCUCUAAUCAGCAAACUUUCUCCUUAUCCAUCAUCCCCAAUGAGACGGCCUCAAUCAGCAGAUGCUUACAUGACCCGCUCCUUAAAUCCUGCCUUAGAUGGGCUGUCAUGUGGAUUAACGAAUCAUGAUAAGCGAGUCACAGACCUUGGGACCAAAACUUCUCCAAUGUCACACUCCUUUGCUAACUUCCAUUACCCAGGAGUACAGAACCUCAGCCGAAGUCUCAUGCUUGAGAACACUGAGUGUCACAGCAUUUUUGAAGAGUCACCUGAGCGAAGUGAUACUCCUGUGGAGCCACAGCAUCCCAUCAGCAGUGAGACUUUGUGCCAGAGUUCAGUUCCAGAAAAUGAACCACUUACUGGAUCACAGAGUCAGGGAUCAGCCAAACAAGAGAAGAAUGAGGUACUUCGCGAUUCAACAGAGCAGUUUCAGGAAUAUUACAGACAAAGACUACGUUACCAGCAGCACUUGGAACAGAAGGAGCAACAGCGACAGUUGUACCAGCAAAUGUUGUUGGAAGGAGGUGUAAAUCAAGAAGAUGGAGCUGACCAGCAACAGAAUCUUACUGAGCAGUUUCUUAACAGAUCUAUCCAGAAACUAGGAGAAUUGAAUAUAGGUAUGGACAGUCUUGGAAAUGACGUCCAAACACUUAGCCAGCAAUGUAAUGGGAGCAAAAUGAAUGCAUCUACCCAUCCAGCAAGUAAUUUUACAUCAGCGCCUUCAGAUGCUAGUCAGAGGAUAACAACUGAUAGCCCAAAUGUUAAUACAAGCACUCCUCGAAAGCGUGGAUCAGCUAAUCAGAUACCCUUCCCUGAAGAGUCACCUGUACAGGGGAAUCAAACUGUAUCAGAACAUGCUGUUACUCAGCCACAGUUGGAAGACUCUCCGGGGAAUUCAAGUAGGACAAGAGGUGAUGAGGAUGACAAAUCAAAAAAGCAGUUCAUUUGCAUUAAUACUCUAGAAGACACACAAGCUGUCAGAGCUGUAGCCUUUCAUCCCAGUGGGAGUUUAUAUGCAGUUGGUUCCAACUCUAAAACUUUGAGAGUUUGUGCCUAUCCAGAAGUAAUUGACCCAAGUGCUUAUAAUGCUCCUAAACAACCUGUAGUUCGCUUCAAAAGGAACAAGCAUCAUAAAGGAUCAAUCUACUGUGUAGCCUGGAGUCCCUGUGGACAGCUGUUAGCUACUGGUUCUAAUGAUAAAUACGUGAAAGUACUGCCUUUUAAUGCAGACACUUGUAAUGCAACAGGACCAGAUUUGGAGUUCAGCAUGCACGAUGGGACAAUCAGAGACCUUGCUUUUAUGGAAGGCCCAGAAAGCGGUGGUGCUAUUUUAAUAAGUGCUGGGGCAGGGGACUGUAAUAUUUACACAACAGAUUGUCAGAGAGGUCAAGGCCUGCAUGCCCUAAGUGGUCACACUGGUCAUAUUUUAGCACUUUAUACAUGGAGUGGCUGGAUGAUUGCAUCUGGAUCCCAAGACAAGACUGUAAGAUUCUGGGAUCUGAGAGUGCCAAGCUGUGUUCGUGUUGUGGGAACAACGUUUCAUGGAACGGGAAGUGCUGUAGCCUCAGUAGCUGUUGAUCCUAGUGGUCGUCUCCUGGCCACAGGACAAGAGGACUCUAGCUGUAUGUUGUACGAUAUCAGAGGAGGACGAAUGGUGCAGAGCUAUCAUCCUCAUUCCAGUGAUGUUCGUUCUGUUCGCUUCUCUCCAGGGGCACACUACUUGCUCACUGGAUCAUAUGAUAUGAAAAUAAAGGUGACAGACUUGCAAGGGGACCUCACGAAGCAGCUUCCUCUUAUGGUGGUGGGAGAGCACAAGGACAAAGUUAUUCAAUGCAGGUGGCACACACAAGAUCUUUCCUUCUUGUCAUCUUCUGCAGACAGAACUGUAACUCUUUGGACUUACAACGGCUAGAGUGCAAAACAAAGGCAACCUAUGCAGCUAAAGCACAGAGACCUGAGACUACAGAACUGUAAAAUUAAAGUAAUAAUAAUAAUUAGGCAUUGAGAAAGCAGCAGUUGAGCGGAAGAGUGUCAAGAGGAGGGGCACUUGUCACAGAUUUUUCUGGUUUCUAGGAGGUCUUGGUGUUUUUAGUAUGUUCUUUUGCAGUGCUUUCAGUCUUCCAUGUGAACUCAUGCUGCUGUGACCUAUGUGACCUAGUCUUGUUGCCAAAGUCUGAGGAGAACUCUUAUGUUGUUGAUGUGCACUCAGAGUAACAUGAAUGACGUGUUUACAGUUUGGUAUUAAUUGCAUUCCUUGGUCUUUGCCUCAAUGAGAAUUUUAUAUAGAAACUUAAGUUGAACAACAUUUCGAGUCUGUAUGUAACUGGUUGGUUACGCACACAAAAGAUAAAUUACUUCCACUGUUUUUUCAGGUUUAUUAUAUUCAUCACUUCUCAACAAGAGGUCAAACUUUAUAACAUCUCCACCAUUUAAACUUUUUCAGUAAUAAAUUCUGAACUUGAAAGGUGACUAGGCAGUAACCACAUCUUGAUUAUGGUCCAUUAUAUAGUGUGGGGUUUUUUUCAUCUAAACUGGGGGAAAUGUUGCUGGUUUUACUACAUGACAUAGUUUUGAACAUGUUGGAGGGGGAAAAAGUAAAAUAUUGACUUUUUUUCAGUAGAAACAUGUAAUAUUUUACUUUCUGAAUGCAACAUAAUACCUCUGUGUAUAAUGUACUGUAGAAAAGAGUGGAUUGGCAGCAGUUGUCACAGUGAGUUUAACGGCUAUCAGUCUUUCAAGUAAAAGGGAUACCAUUAAUGCUAUAAUAGAAACCAGCAUGGCUUAAAAUGCUAUGUCUGCAUGAUAACUUAAGAAUUGUUGGAAUUUCACAGUUCAGAAGCUUAUCUGAAUUUUAUUUCUUGCACUGUUUAUGGGAAAUUGCAGUUUUAUUUCUACAAAACUUUAGAUUCUAAUGUUUAUGUAUUGUUAUAUUUUCAUAUUGUACAGUUCCUUUUCCUUAUUAAAAUAUAAACCUUAAAACAUUAGGUUAUUUAUUUAUUUGAACUGCAGUUAAGUUUUGGAUUCUCUUGGUUACUAAGUUAUAUGUGCACUGUAGCAAGCAUUUUUAACUAUUGUAUAAAAGUGGAAAGGUAAUUAUAGAAGUGUAUCUGUGCUAUAAUCUCAAUAAAGACCUCCACCACCUGCA
Molecule: messenger RNA, 4257 nt
Organism: Athene cunicularia (burrowing owl)
Lineage: Eukaryota; Metazoa; Chordata; Aves; Strigiformes; Strigidae
Gene: WDR47
Product: WD repeat domain 47
Exons: 15
Coding region: 259-3024 (921 amino acids)
Molecular function (GO): protein binding
Source: RefSeq, a predicted model, not a curated record